This is a messenger RNA of Xyrauchen texanus (razorback sucker), 2464 nucleotides long. RefSeq names its product protein NDRG1-like. The coding region runs from base 153 to 1304 and encodes 383 amino acids. NCBI's taxonomy places the organism in Eukaryota, Metazoa, Chordata, Actinopteri, Cypriniformes, Catostomidae. The record is from RefSeq and is a predicted model, not a curated record. Gene Ontology annotation, cellular component: cytoplasm. Gene Ontology annotation, biological process: signal transduction. The transcript has 16 exons.
AAAAUUGCCUGCAACAUCCUGUCUCGCAGGACAUUGCAAAUUUAAACACAUAUUCAAGAGUCAGACUUUUUAACUUUUCUGUUAUACAUUGGAGAUCUUAUUUGUAAUAUUUUUUGGACAAUCAGUCUUGAUAGGUGUCCUCAGCAUUGAGAAUGGACGAUAUCCAGGUAGUUGAGUCGAAACCUCUGCUUGUUGACAGGGAUUUGCAAGGGCUAAGGGAAGCUGUUCAGCAGCUGGUGAUUAAGGAACAUGAUGUGGAGACUCCAUAUGGCAGAGUCCACUGUACCAUGAAAGGAGUUCCUAAGGGUGACCGACCUGUCAUCCUCACUUUCCAUGAUAUCGGACUAAACCAGAAAUCCUGCUUUGAAACCCUGUUCAACCAUGAAGAUAUGCAGGAGAUUAUGCAGCACUUUGCUGUGUGCCACGUAGAUGCACCAGGGCAGCAAGAUGGAGCUAACACCUUCUCUACUGGAUAUGAGUACCCUUCCAUGGACCAACUGUCUGAGACUCUCCCAUCAAUCCUUAAACAUUUUGGACUGAAGAGUGUAAUCGGCAUGGCUGUUGGAGCAGGCGCUUAUAUCCUUUCUAAGUUUGCUUUGGAUUACCCUGAUUUAGUGGAGGGCCUUGUUCUAAUAAACAUCAACCCUUGUGCUGAGGGCUGGAUGGACUGGGCGGCACACAAAAUCACUGGUUGGACUCAUGCCAUGCCUGACAUGAUCAUCUCACACUUGUUUGGAAAGGAGGAAAUUCAACAGAACCAUGAGCUCAUUGGCAGGUACCGUCACCACAUUGUGAAUGACAUGGACCAGUUCAAUCUGCAACUCUUUGUCAAGUCCUACAACAGCCGACGAGACCUAGAAAUCGAGAGGCCUGUACCUGGUGGAAAUGCCAGUGUCAGAACUCUUAAGUGUCCUGCACUCCUGGUGGUUGGAGACAGUUCUCCUGCAGUUGAUGCUGUGGUUGAGUGCAACACUAAACUAGACCCAACUAAAACCACACUGCUUAAGAUGGCUGACUGUGGGGGCUUGCCACAGGUCGACCAGCCUGGAAAGCUUACAGAGGCUUUCAAGUACUUCAUUCAGGGUAUGGGUUACAUGCCAUCUGCCAGCAUGACCCGCCUGGUUCGUUCUCGCACAGCAUCCGGAUCAAGUGUCACUUCCUUCGAUGGCAACCGCAGUCGUUCCCACACCAACGAGGGCCGUAGCCGAGCCCACACUUCCGACAACCAGCGUGGACGCUCGCACACCGACACCAUGGACAGUUCUGUGGACCAGGCUCCCAAGUCCACUGAAGUGUCCUGUUAGACUGGCAACCAUGUCUCCAGUCAAAUCUCACAUUAGCCUCUCUGUUCUGACUGUGCUGCGCUGCCACUAACUACACCCGCAAUAGGACUGCAUGCCACCAGCUCUGGGGUUUCCCAAAGGGGUCUUCCACCAUUUUCAUAGUCAGAGAGCAUUUGCGCCAAAGUGUCUUGUAUUUAAGACUACAUAUCCUGGGGAAACACUGAGAAAAGAGUGGAUAGAGUGGAUGAAGAAAAGAUGGAGUUUUAUUUUGCCCUGCACAAUGGCUGUCUUGUUGUUGUUAGAGGCAAUGCAGCACAGAGACACUGUGAUGGUCAACAUCCAAAAAAGCUGGGCACUGAAAAGCGCACACGUUUGUAAAUGUAUGCUGAUCCUUUAAUCCACAUUUUAUUUUCUUCUUUACAUUCACAUAUACUUAACUGUAGUGUCACUCAUUGAAUGAUUGUAAAUAGCUCAUUUAUGUCAAGUUAUAAUACCAGAUAUUUACAUGCUAAUUUGAGUGCAUAAUUAAUUUUCUGUAUAUCUUGAAAUGGACCGCAAUGUUUGGAAAAGGGAUUUGUUGACCAGAGAUGAGUUAAUAUUUUAAUGAUACUAAACUACCUUAUAAAAUUAAGGGAUAAGCUCAUACUGUGUUUAUCUGCAUUUACCUUUUGGGGUGUCCCAUUAUUGUGGGUUAUAUUUGUAACUCAAUGACUGAUGCUCUUGAGAGUGAUUCUUUUUUUUCUUUUAAAUGUGAGAUCAAAUAACUAUAAAUGUUUUAGAAAUAAUCUUAUCAUUAAUUGAAAUUCAACAAAACCAAUCUGUAGAUAAGGCAAAGUGAAUGUAGUCUGUACAUGAAUAUUUUUGUUGUUUUUGUUUGUAACAAUGAUUUCUAUGCAAUCAAGCACAACAGAACAAAAUGUGCCAUGUGCUCUACUUGGACUGAAUGCUUUUUCUCUCAAGGUUUUGAAAUUGUAAUGCAAUGGAUUGCUCAGAAGGAGAAAGAGGUAAAUCUUAGAAAUUCACUUGCUCUUCCAUGCACACUAAAACAAAAGCUUGCAGGCUCUGUAAGGCACAUUGCUUUGUAAUGAUGUACAACUUAAUGCACUGCAUUUUUAAUGGAAAAAGAUUUGUAUUUAUAAAAAUAUAUAUAAAAAAUUAAAAUAAAGUUAUGAGAAAUUUAA